AUUUUGUCGUACGGACAUGCAACCGAAUGGCUUAUCAAUAAAAAUACACUCGAAUUUCAUGAAAUCCGACAGCUAGUCCAGAGGAAUAUAAAUGCACGUAUAUAUGUAUAUAUAGAAACAUAAAAUGUAUAACAUCGGGUGGGAGACAGCGUAACUUGUAGUGGGGAUUGAGAUUGAGGAGAAGUUCAAACUUAAUGGAAUCAGUCUUAUUCGAAUUCGACAGUACUAAUUUUGCAACCUAAUUUUUUUCAAUAUCUUAGAUUAGAUAUUAAGAUCGGUUACUGAAUUAAGAAUUAUUUAUAAGCAAGGCUACAAAAGUAUUAAUAAAUAGUAGGAAAUAAGGAGCCAGAACAGCGAUAAUAAUAUCGGAACCAUUAUUUGUUAUCAACGUUAUCAGUUAAAAGAGAAGUGUCACACUAUAUUUUAAAUCAUCAAACAAGUAAAAUAUGUCGGUAGAUAUUCACCUAUCUCAUCAGUUUUAUUUUGAUGUGAUAAAAGUUCUCCAUCAGUUUAUGAAGUUAUUCCGACAGACAUCGGUGUCUUUUAUUUUAACGUUCGAUCCAAUUGUCAUUUAUUUUAUAAAUAUCGUGUACUCUAUUGUGUAUCAAUGUUUUGCUAUUGUACUAAUGUGUGUAAUAUGUCAUUUUGUUUUAAGCUGUUUUACUAAUGACUGAUUUUAAAAGAAGAAGAUUUCGCAAGCAGUAUAAAAUCUUAAGAUAUUUUAUUGAAGAUAAAUCCUUUUUAAGCAAUCGAAAAAUACUAUUUUGUAAGUACAAGUGUUUAAAAGAAAAAUGCCACAAGACCCUUAAAUAAAAGUAGAAAUCUCACUGAAAUAACUUAGAACCCCAACCUAAAGCUAUUUGCUCAGACGAUGUGUUUUGUUUUUUAAGUAAUUAUGUAAGUAGUAAUUAACUGAGUAACGAGUGUAGAUAUUGAGUAUUGAUCUCGAAUAAAUUUAUAAAAUACAUUGAUGCGUAGCAAACCUAAGUGCACUUGUUGAGUGUAGAAUGUGAACAAACAAAAAGAAUGAUGAGAAGAUGGCGUCAAGCACGUGGUGAGUUGUCGUAUGAAUGAAUUAUUUGAUUGGCUGAACGAACGUGUGGCGUCUACUUGAAGUCUUGUGUUACUUGUGGCAGCUGACUUUAUGUAUCGAAUUUUCUGAUCAGUUAAAAUUUGAAUUAUGACUAUGAGACCGAAAAGUGCUGCUAUCAAGUGGCAACACAAGGUAAUAACUGAUAAUCCAAAUUCUCGGUCAUUACCAAACAUAAGCCAUUACCGCUAUUCUGAGUAUAGCAACUUGCGCUAUAGUCUAUUAAUUAUAAGCAUCAUCUUCAUUGUUAUUUUACUUGGUACGAUCAUUGACUUUGUACCUGGUACAACUGGUCAUUGUCUUAGGAUGCAAAAAUUAUCUAUCGAUUAGUUUUACGGAAAAUGUUUAAGAUAACUUGGUAUUGGAUUAGAACCCCGUGCGUUUUUUGGACGUUCUUGGUAUAUAUCAUUAAUUUACAACCUUUGCAUUCAUUGCAACGAAAUGAUUCGACAGAAAAGCUGUUUAAUCACACUAAAAUUCAUUAUAAUGAUGCAUUAAUGCAUAAAAUUAAUUCAAACCAUUCAAAAUCGAUUACUUAUGAAAAAUUGUUAGACAAUAUAACAUUGAGCAAGACUGAAAAUAUUAUUUAUUCUAUGGAUCCAAUAAAUCAUGAUUUGUUUUUGAAAAAUAACAAAAAGAACAUAGUGUUAUCACUACCAGAAUAUCAAACAGAGAUGACUAACUUUAUAUCUCAUACCAAUUAUACGUCUUUUAAUAACAGCAUAUUUUAUAAUUCGAUCAAUAAAUCAAUAUUGGAAUGGAAGAUUGCGUUGUGCGUCAAUGACUUUAUAUAUCCUAAAAAUAAGACUAAUAGUACUGAAGCAGGAUCUAACAAUCACAUAUUCGUACAAUUUCGUGCAGAAUACGAUUUGAUCGUUGGAGAUUUGUUGAUAAAGAACUCAAAUGAUUCAUCGCUCACUGUAGAAUGGGUGCCUCCAAACGAAGUUGACGAUUUCGAUUACUAUAUUGUUAAGUGGUUUCGAGGACAAAGUAUUGAAGGCGAAUGCUAUACUAAUAAAGAAACUACAAAUUAUACAAUUACACAUCUACAAUCUUGUACUAAGUACGAAAUUCGUGUUUUACCGGCUAGAAAUAAUACUUGCGGACAAGAACGUGUCGUAAUUGGUACAACUGGAUUAAUUGUUGAAACAAACUCCCUAAAAUUAAAAAUCGCUGAUAAUGGUACGGAUUGGUUGAAAAUAAGUUGGAGUAUACCAGGAAGCGAUUGUGUGACAAAAACUGUGAUUAAAUACUGUAGGGAUUACCAGUGUGAAGAAACUAACGUUACACAAACUUUCUACAAUGCAACGAAUUUAUUGCCCUGUACGACAUAUAAUUUCACAGUAACUUUUUACGGAGAAAGUGAAGAAUUUGGCAGUACUGAUAUCAUUGGAGUAACUGGAUAUUUGAAACCACAAGCGCCAUCUUUUGCGUGGUCUAUAGCUGAACAUGAUUCUUUGAAUAUAUUUUGGACUGCGCCAAUAGGUGCAUCAUGUGUGAUUGUCUAUCGAAUAACAAUUUAUCAAGAUCAUCCAUACAACAAUACAUUUGAAACAAAUUCAACAGCUGAAUACCAAAUAAAGUUCAAUAAUUUGCAAUCCUGCAGUAUUUAUAAUAUUAUUAUUGUUCCGGUAGAUAAAUUUGAAAAUGAUUGUGAUCCGUAUUUAUUUUUUUCUAACAAAACGUUAGCUCCUGUUCCAGAAACUCCUGAUUACAUGUCCUCUAUAUCAGAAAGAAAUGAAAUUGCAAUCAUAUGGAUUUUAGUAAUCAAUGAAUUCAAUAAUUGUGAAAACAUGAAAGUAAUAACAUUUUGUGAUUGUAAUAAAGUUCUUGGUAUAGGAUACAACUGUACGAACAGCACCUCUACUAAGCACAUAACUGAAGAAUGUAAUCAAACGAUAGUCACUACUAAAGUAAAAAAUCUUACACCUUAUACUCAGUAUAAGUGUUUUAGUAUUACUUCUAAUGCUCACUACAAUAGUAGUAAAAGCAAUUAUAUUUUACUACAGACUUCGGAAGACAUACCCAGCCCCCCAUCAUUGGCAGUAUUCAAUAUAACCGACAAAAAAUUUGAAUUGACAUGGAAAUCACCUCUGUAUCUUCCGGGUGAUAUAGUUAACUUUGAAGUAAACUUCACAUGGUAUUACAAAUUCCAUCAACCCAAAUGGUGCGAAAAUAUUUCGGAUAUCAGUGAGAACACUGUUCGUCUGAAUGGCAGUACAUUGCUAUUAUUAUACGAGGCUGCAGUCCCAUUUUCAAAUCACAGAGCAUCGAUACGAGCGAAAACUUCAGCGGGUUGGAGUAACUAUAGUGAAAGUAUAUCAUUUUCAACAUUACCUGGUGCUCCAGGGCCCGUAUCAAAUUUUAAAUAUUCUUUGAAAAAGAGUUCAGACAAUAUUCGUCCUCCAGAUGCGUUUUUAUCAUGGGGACUUCCGUGCCACAUUUUUGGAUUGAAAAUUGAAGUUUUUGAAUUGACUGGAAUCGGAACUCGAACAAGUUUUUUGAAUCACUAUGUUAAUGAAACAAUAAAGUCUCAAAUAUGCAUUGAUGAUAUUUGUACCAUUAAGCUGUUACUAAAAGAAGAAUACACGUACCAGUUUUCUGUGGCUGGAAGAGUGAAAGAUGUUAAGCCCUUAGGAGCUGUGGAACGAAUAACAUCAUUGUACCCAGCCGGAAUUCCAUCAGAUCCGGAUGCUGCCUACAUCAAUCAGAUUACGAUCGAUCCAUUCAAAGCACGAAGAACAACAUACUCAGCACUCAUUUUACUUCCAUUAUUUCCUAAUACCAAUGGUGAAAUAAAAUGCUAUGCGAUUAUUGUUUCAAAAAUUGGGCAUAAUAAUAAACGAUUUUCUCGAAACGACUUAAAAUCGGGAGAGUGGCCAAAAAUUUCUUCUUGGAUUGAAUCCGUUCAAAAGGAUUUCACUGUUCCUUAUCAAGCUUCAAAACUUUGCAACGACUCAUAUCACCCAUACGUAGUAGAUUAUGGGAAAUUAAAAGCUGUGAAAUUCCAAAUUGGAGAAGAUAUGGAAACUUGCCCAGAAUUAUCAAAAAGUAAAACAUCAUAUUGUAAUGGUCCUUUGAAAUCAGAUACUUGGUAUGAUAUAAGAAUGAGAGCGUUUACUGACGGUGGAUACCGAGAUUCGGAAGUAUUUACAAUUAAAACAAAUGCAGAAUUACAAAUUGCUACCAUUAUUGGAUCAAUAGUUGGUAUUCUAGCUUUCGGAGUACUAAUCACUUUAUUUCUGCUAAUGAAAAAGUGGUCAGUUCAAACAGUAAUCAGACGCUUAUUAAAUUCAAAGAUGCCAGGAUCUCCAGUACCAGCUCCAUUAAAUCGACGAAAAUUUAUUACUCAUUGCCAGCAAUUGGCUGAUAAUCCUGGAAAACUCAGUAAUGAAUUUCAGUUGUUACAAACUUUAAGCUUGGACUUACAAAUGCCAACGAAUGCUGGAUGUCUUCAUGCGAAUAGAAAGAAAAAUCGAUACACUGAUAUUCUUCCGUAUGACUUUUCAAGAGUGAAAUUAGAAAUAAUAGAUAACGAUCCCAAUAGUGAUUAUAUUAAUGCAUCGUUCAUAAAGGGAUUUAGUAAUGAAGAAGAAUAUAUCGCGUGUCAAGCACCAAAAGAAGAAACGACGUAUGACUUUUGGCGUAUGGUCGAGCAAUAUAACAUCAAACUCAUAGUUAUGCUAACGCUACUUAUUGAAAAAAACAAAGAAAAAUGUUACCAAUAUUUUCCAACGAUUCGUGAAACUUUUACUUAUGAAAAUAUGUCGAUAAGGUGUUCAAUGGAAUUUGACUAUAGGUCUUACACUCAGAGGACACUAGUUCUUCAAAAGGGUGACGAGAAAAGAGUAUUGAACCACUUGCAAUUCAAAGAUUGGCCUGAUCAUGAUGCACCCGAAGAUUUUGAUGCUGUGAUCAAUUUUUGCCAGAUUAUGAGACGCAAUAUAAAUAGUAAUAGAAAUUUAGUUGUCAUCCACUGUAGCUCAGGCAUUGGCAGAACUGGAACACUGAUAGCUAUAGAUAUUAUACUUCAACACCUGAAGGAUAAUCGGAAGUUAGACGUGUUUGGUACCGUUUAUCGUUUGAGACAACAGAGAAUCAAUAUGGUUCAGCGUGAAAGUCAAUAUACUUUUAUAUAUAACUGCAUCAAACAAGUGCUGAAAAAUCCUCACUUUUCGAAAAAUUAUAAAUUACCAUACCUGAGACCAAUAAGUGAUGAUAAUACCGAGAAGAACAAUAUGGACCCGUGUAUUUCAAACUUGUUCAAGGAUGUCGACCGUGUGAAACCUAGUAUCGAAUCUGAUGUUGAUUAGCAAAUUUAAAUCAAUAUAAACAAUACAAAACAAUAUCAUUGUUGUUCGAUAUAACCCUCCAAAAAUUAAGUAUUAACAGGGUGAUCUAUAUAGACCUAAUACUGUGACGUCAUAGACGACUUACCCCCAAUAGCACAGUUUGCUUAGCAAAAGUUUCCAAAAGUUUCCUUGAAUUUUUCGUCAAAUGUCCGUCAACAUCGGACCUUUCUAUUUUUGAUGACAAUUUAUAUACAACUUGCUAUACAAUUUGACGUAAAUUUACUACCCGAAUUAAAAUGCAAAUUCACUUCAAAAGUUGUAUACAAAUUGUCAUCAGAAACGGAACAGCCCAGUUGACGGACAUUUGACGAAAAAUUCAAGGAAGCUUUUGUUAGGGUUUUUUUCUAGUAAAAAAAAGUAUGAUACUGAAGUUAGCCGAUGUCUAAUAACUUUUGAAUUUUUUUUUUUUAAAUUAAAAAAAAAUUAAAUUUAAAAAAAAAAAUGCACCUGUAGCUUCUUUAAUUUUCUACAAGUGCAUAUUUUUAGUUUUUUUUUGUAAUUUAUUUUUUGAAAAAAAAAAAAUCCGAAAAUUUUAAUUGUCUACUAACUUCAGGAUCACAAAAACGAUACUGCUAAUUGAGGACAAGUUAACCGCAAAUUUUUCAUCGCAACUUUUGCUGUCAAAUUGUUGACAAAUUCGAACAACAAUUUUUGAUACUUUGAAUUGUCAAAUUGCUGUCAAUUCCUAGCUAAAGUGGCUGAUUAGAGAUAAUUGUAUUCAAGAAUCUUACAUGUAAUGUCAUCUGACAACGUAUGAAUUAAUUAGCUAAUUAAAGAAAUCAUCAUUACUGCAGAUGUUGUAAAUGAUGAAAAGAUAUUUAUUAUUAAGAAAAUUAUAAAUAAAUGAAAUUGUAAAUUAGAAUAAAUCAAAGUCAUUAAUAAUUAAGUAGUUAAAAAGUGUAUAUGAAGAAAUGUAAUGAAGUGUUUUAAAUAAUUUAAAUAAG
Microplitis demolitor is the source of this 6386-nucleotide messenger RNA. It is a transcript of the gene Ptp52F, whose product is annotated as tyrosine-protein phosphatase 10D. Lineage: Eukaryota; Metazoa; Arthropoda; Insecta; Hymenoptera; Braconidae. Gene Ontology annotation, molecular function: protein binding; protein tyrosine phosphatase activity. The record is from RefSeq and is a predicted model, not a curated record. The coding region runs from base 1432 to 5403 and encodes 1323 amino acids. The transcript is spliced from 18 exons. Gene Ontology annotation, biological process: protein dephosphorylation.